AAGUUUGUUUGAUUUAGGAUGCCCCCCCCCCCCCCGCCCUCGGCCCUACAGGGGGGGAUUAUGGCGUCACCUGGGGCCCCUGGGGGGGUGUUAUAAAGCCCCUGUCUGGCCCUCUCCCCUCCGUCAGAGAGGCUAAAAGGUCCACCGGACACUCUGUCUACCCCCCGUCUCUAUACUUCACCAAAAGUUUCCCCCGUCAGUAUCGAUGCCCACCUCCUCUUGACAACGCCUCCCGCCUGAGACCUCCGCCCCACAUCUCCUCACACCUAUGUCUUUGCGGCAGGUGGACAGAGGUGGCAAGCGAACGCAGCUGAGUCGACUUUAACGGCCCGUCGAGUGGAUUCGUCUGUUCUGACCUCAGAGGGAAACCUCCCCCCCCCCCGCCCCUUUUUUUUGUUUUGUUCUUUUUUCAGGACUGAAAAGGUAAAUCCACCUUUUCGAGCCUCACUCUGUUUAUCUUCUUCCUGUAUCUGGUGGAGAGCCUCGACUGAACCGUCACCAUGUGGGAGUUCCGCUCGAUGAAUUUUUGGCGGGCAGUCUUCGCAGAGUUCUUUGGGACCAUGUUCUUCGUGUUCUUCGGCAUGGGCGCCGCCCUGCGCUGGACCACGGGGCCGAACCACGUCCUCCACGUGGCCCUCUGCUUCGGCCUGGCCGCCGCCACCCUGAUCCAGUCGAUCGGCCACAUCAGCGGCGGCCACAUCAACCCCGCCGUCACCUUCGCCUACCUGGUCGGCUCGCAGCUGUCUCUGUUCCGCGCCGUUUUCUACAUGGUCGCCCAGUGCCUGGGCGCCGUGGCCGGGGCCGCCGUGCUGUACGGGGUCACGCCCGGCAACAUGAGGGGCAACAUGGCGAUGAACACGCUGCAGCCGGGCAUCAGCCUGGGCAUGGCUACCACCGUGGAGGUCUUCCUCACCAUGCAGCUGGUCGUCUGCAUCUUUGCCGUCACCGAUGAGCGGAGGAACGGGCGCCUGGGGUCCGCCGCCCUCUCCAUCGGCUUCUCCGUCACCAUCGGACACCUCAUGGGGAUGUACUACACCGGCGCCGGGAUGAACCCGGCCCGCUCCUUCGCCCCCGCCGUGCUCUUCAGGAACUUCGUCAACCACUGGGUGUACUGGGUGGGGCCGAUGAUAGGAGGGGCCAUGGGCGCCCUGCUGUACGACUUCAUGCUGUUCCCGCGCAUGCGGGGUCUGUCCGAGCGCCUGGCCACGCUGAAGGGCAGUCGGCCCCCCGAGAGCGAGACCCAGCAGGACGCCCGCGGCGAGCCCAUCGAGCUCAAGACGCAAGCCCUAUAAACCUGCUUCCUGCCCCCCUUUCUCCAGCUGGGGCGGAGGAGGGAUGAGGGACAAGGCCCCCGCACCACCAGCCCCCCCCCCGAGCUACGCCCCUCCACCUCCACCACCACCACCAUCACCACCACCAUCCAUGUCUUCACGCACCAUCGCACAAGACUAACCCCGAACCCAGACACUCACAUCUUAGACCAACACAUUGAUUCUCCACACGCAGGUCUGCGACCUCCGACCUCAGCACACAACAGGACUCCUCCACCCCCCUCCCCCUCCCCCCCGAGUCCUCGACCUGUAUUCUGAACUGCACAAGUGACCAGAACCUGAACCAGCAGUCCCCUCAGGGGACGAGGGGACCAGGGGACCAGGGGACCAGGGGUUUCGAAGGCGUGGGGGCAGGUGAGGGCGGAGGAGAGGGGAGGGGUUUGGGCAAUAGAGGGGCAACACUCUGGGUUUGUGGUCGUUUCAAGUUGGGUUAGACCAGUGAAGAUGGGCAUAUGCUUUUCAUUAUUCAUCUGAAUUUAUCUCCACUUUUAGUUUUUCCUUUUUUCUUUUUUAAAAAUCUAUCUUAGGUUCAUUUUGUUUUUCUGCACUUCAGACACAAGUCGUGGAUGAUGCCAUUAGAUUUGACCAGGGUUUCACUUUCAACCACUACAUUUUAUCUGUGGGUUUGUUUGUGUGUGUGUGUGUGUGUGUGUGUGUGUGUGGAUACCUCUGCAGAACGUGUGUGUGUGUGUGUGUGUGUGCGAGUGUGUGCGUGAGAGUGAGCGUGUGCCUGUGUGUGCCUGCCAGUAUGUGUGAGCGUGUGUAUAUGUGUGUACGUGUGUGUGUGUGUGUGUGAGAUCAAGUUUGCAGAUACAGAAACUUUUUAUUUCGUUUUUUAUUUUCAUUGCCGCUCUCCUGUUUCGUGCCAGUGACCGUUUUCUCUCGUCACCACUUUUUAAAGACACCACCAUUUCUUUUCUUCUCCUCCCUCACUGUUGGAAAAUUUGCUAUGAAAAUUUCAUUUUUACAAUAAACCAUCUGCUUUUUUUUUUUUUUCCUUUUUGUUUCUGAACCAGCGCAGAUGGCAGAUCUGCUCCAGUGCGGAUCCGCUGUGCAAAACUUUACAUUGAGUCAUUG
Molecule: messenger RNA, 2408 nt
Organism: Scophthalmus maximus (turbot)
Lineage: Eukaryota; Metazoa; Chordata; Actinopteri; Pleuronectiformes; Scophthalmidae
Gene: mipb
Product: major intrinsic protein of lens fiber b
Exons: 4
Coding region: 501-1292 (263 amino acids)
Biological process (GO): transmembrane transport
Cellular component (GO): plasma membrane
Molecular function (GO): water channel activity
Source: RefSeq, a predicted model, not a curated record